CAACACCACCCUCUGGUGAACAGAGCUUGUAAAUAUGUAGCUUAUGUAUUUCAAUGAUUAAGAGGCUGCCUGAAACGAAAGCGAAACUGCUCUCUCUCUCUAUCUACUGUUCGCUUUAUUACGGUUCUUGCGUAGGUAGAAAUGUCUGCUGAGGAUUUCAGAAUUGUUGCAGAAGACGAGUCUUUGAGUUGUCAGGACAGUGUACUGGAGAUCAAAAAAUAUAAGGCACAUUAUGAAGCAAUAAUGAAAGAACAAAAAAUACUAAAAGAUGGCAUAGAUAACAACAAUUACUAUGCCAAGGAAUUUAAACAACGAGCUUAUGAGAAGAAAGUGUCAUCCGAGGAAGAAAACAAUAAACGUUCUAAGACCAUUCAGAGGGAGAAGGAGAAAUGCAGAGCCGUACUGGAGGAAAACACCAAGCUGCAGAAUGAGAUCCAGAAAAUGAGGGAGGAGAUGCAACGUCUGGACUGUAAAAACAGCAAUCUGAAAAAGCAAACCGAGAUUUCUACAGCGGUGCCUGAGAGGAAGGUUGUGUUUCGGGGAAAUACACAAGAGGGAGCCCAUGCCGUGAGUUUUGAUGUGAAUCCCCGAAUAGUUUAUCCAAUGGAGGGUGGAACAGCGCUGAUCACCUUCGAGGAAAAGGAUGUGGCUCAGAAAAUACUAAACCUAAAGGAUCAUUCGGUGCAACUUGGAGAUUGUACCAUCACUGUGCAGGCUAAACCCAUUCAAUUCCUGGUCCCCAGCUAUGUUGAGAUGGAAACACAAGUGUGCCCACGCAGAAUCCUAGUCUCCAACUUGCCAAAGGAAGAGCCUGAGGAGAGAGUCCUAGACAAACUGGACAUCCAUUUUUCUCGGUCAAGGAAUGGAGGCGGCGAGGUGGAGGACAGAGAGAUGCUGCACGACUCCGGGACUGUGGUUAUUACCUUCAUAGACGAUAAGAUUGCCAAAGGUCUCUCCGACAAACAAGAUCAUGAUGUAGAGUUUGGUAAGAAGAAGCACAAGGUGAAGGUCACUCCAUUUCUCAAUGGAGAGAUUUCACAGAUGAAGAUCUGUAACUCUGAGUGCACGCGCACAGUGCUGCUGACGGGCAUCCCGGACAUCAUGGACAAAGAUAACCUGCAGGACAACCUGGAGAUCCACUUCCAGAAGUCGGCCAAUGGUGGCGGAGAGGUGGAAGGCAUCAUCUACAACCCUCUGGGCCACACUGCCCUUGCUUUGUUUGAUGAGGACUCCCCUCCAGACAACCAGAGCGAGAGCUAAAAAACCUUUACAGGCCAGAGAUCCAGUGUUGCCUUUAAAAAAAAAAAACCCACAUCAUUCAUUUGUAAUAGACUGGGUUAUGUUUUAUGAGUCAAUCUGAAUCACAGGAAAGGUUUAUCUGCAUACAAUCUGUGUCACAAUCGUAUCUGUACACAAAAACAAGAAAAUCUUAAAAAGAACAAAGUCUUAAAUAAAUGUGCCAUAACUAUAUUACAAUGUUUGCAGGAAUUCCACGAAACCAAUCCAAAAGAAAAAAUAAGAUAUAUUCUGCACAGUGAAAAUGAAGGUUACUUUGAUGUAAAUAUAUAAACAAUAGUCAACAUUUGAAGUGGAUUUUAUAUA
Molecule: messenger RNA, 1602 nt
Organism: Puntigrus tetrazona (Sumatra barb)
Lineage: Eukaryota; Metazoa; Chordata; Actinopteri; Cypriniformes; Cyprinidae
Gene: ifi35
Product: interferon-induced protein 35
Exons: 10
Coding region: 142-1260 (372 amino acids)
Cellular component (GO): nucleus
Source: RefSeq, a predicted model, not a curated record